Molecule: messenger RNA, 1601 nt
Organism: Spinacia oleracea (spinach)
Lineage: Eukaryota; Viridiplantae; Streptophyta; Magnoliopsida; Caryophyllales; Amaranthaceae
Exons: 6
Coding region: 187-1386 (399 amino acids)
Cellular component (GO): chloroplast
Source: RefSeq, a predicted model, not a curated record
CACCACAACUUCAUUCCCACUCUUUCAACCUCAAGUCAGUUUCUCUGGUUCUUCUCCCUCAAUUCAACUCAAAAUAUCUCCCCCUAUCCAAAAAUUAAAAAUUAAAAAUUAAAAAUUAAAAAUUAAAAAUUAAAAAUUAAAAUAAAAAUAAAACUUCACCUUGAAAAUUCCAAGCUUUUUUUAUCAAUGGCGAAUUCCCUGCUUCUCGACCCGUCAGCAUUAACCACCACUAAACAUCCUAGUUUUCUCUCUCCUCAAUCCACCCCUCUUUUGCGCCCUUAUCCAAUUCGAUUAACCUCCUUAACCACAUUUUCCUCCCCUUUUAUAAACCCUAAAUCUUCCCAAAAACCCUUCAAAUUAUCCCCAAAAUGCAACGCCAAAACCCCGAAUUCUUCCGAUUCCGAACUGGGUAUCAAAGAGAAGACCCUGAGUUCAAUUGGGUUUAUUUUAGAUAAGAUUUCCGAGGCCUUAAAUGUCCUUAAGAAGCCGGCGGUUGCGGCUUUGUUGGUGGGUGUUUUGUUGAUGUAUGACCCGAAUUCUGCUUUUGCGGCGUCUGGGGGGAGAAUGGGAGGGCGGUCAUUUGCUCCGAGAUCGUCGAUGUCGUCUGGUUCUCGGAGCUACUCUGUUCAGCCCUCGAGCCCGGGGCUUUCACGUUCGGUGCCGUAUUUCGCUCCUUCCCCGUUUGGGGGUGCUGGGAUUUAUGUUGGACCGGCUUUUGGAAUUGGAGCUGGCUCGAGUUUGUUUUUGAUUAUGAUGGGUUUUGCUGCGUUUAUUUUGGUUUCUGGUUUCCUUUCUGAUCGGGAUGAUGGUGGGUUGUUGACGGCUACUGAGAGAACUAGUGUGAUCAAACUUCAGGUCGGACUUUUGGGCAUGGCACGGUCACUUCAAAGUGAUCUCAAUCAGAUUGCUGAAACUGCUGAUACAUCAACCCCAGAGGGUCUAAAUUAUGUUUUAACUGAAUCGAUGCUGGCUUUGCUUCGGCACCCUGAUUAUUGCAUAUCAGCCUAUUCAUCUGUCGACAUCAAAAAGAGUAUAGAGGAGGGAGAAAAGAGGUUCAAUCAACUUUCAAUCGAGGAACGAGGGAAAUUUGAUGAAGAAACUCUUGUUAAUGUGAAUAACAUAAAGAGACAGAGCAAUAAAAGCUCAAGAGCCACUGGAUAUAGCAACGAGUACAUAGUGAUUACCAUUUUGGUGGCUGCUGAAGGACUACAUAAACUGCCUACCAUUAACGGGAGCAUGGAUUUGAAAGAAGCGAUGCAAAAACUUGGGUCAAUUCCUUCAAGUAAAACUAUGGCAGUGGAGGUGCUUUGGACUCCUCAGAAUGAAAAUGAUACAUUGUCAGAGAGAGAACUACUUGAAGACUACCCCCUUUUGAAGCCUCUAUGAGUACAAUCUUUUUUGCUUUUACCUGUAUAUACCAGGACUAUAAAGCUAAACUGAUAGGAUUUCUUAUACCGAGUGUUGAAUGGUUUUUUUUUUUUUUGGAACUGUUUCUCUUUUCAUAACAGGUUAUAUAACCAUAAGCAUUUGUAAUUAAUACAUAAUCUUUUUCAGCUCAGGAACUCUUAUACAAACAUAAUAACAGAUGAUGGUUUAUUACA